Molecule: messenger RNA, 1857 nt
Organism: Raphanus sativus (radish)
Lineage: Eukaryota; Viridiplantae; Streptophyta; Magnoliopsida; Brassicales; Brassicaceae
Exons: 7
Coding region: 1-1716 (571 amino acids)
Biological process (GO): glycerophospholipid biosynthetic process
Cellular component (GO): membrane; chloroplast envelope
Molecular function (GO): protein binding; CDP-diacylglycerol-glycerol-3-phosphate 3-phosphatidyltransferase activity
Source: RefSeq, a predicted model, not a curated record
AUGACAACUUUAUUGGCUUCCAAGAGACUCCGCCCAACUCUUCUCCUCUAUCAUCGCUUCCUCAUAAACCCUAAACCCUUUUCUUCCCAACAACCUCAAUCUCCUCUGAUUACAAACCAAAACGACGUCGUCGACGACGCUGACGUAAUCAGAGUCCUUAUAGGCCGCAGAAACGACCCCGUUUCAGCUCUUGAGUACUGCAGCUGGGUCAGACCUCUGAACCAGAUCCGCCACGGAGGAGACCUCUUCUGGGUGCUCACCCACAUCCUCGCCACCUCUCCCCAGACCCGCGAUCGCGCCAGAAACUUACUCGUGCUGUUCGUCUCAGCGAACCCAGAACUCCCUCCAUCGGUAAUUGUUAAGCAUCUGUUGGAUUCGGCUCAAAGGUUCGAUCUUGGACUCGACCCACAUGGUUUUAACUACUUGCUCAACGCUUAUACACGGAACAAGAGAAUAUACGAUGCUUUAGAGUGUUUUAGCCUCAUGGUGGAUCGAAAGGUUGUUCAUUUCGUGUGUUAUGUGAACAGUUUGUUGAGUUCUUUGGUCAAGAGUAAUGAGAUUGGCGAAGCUAAGGAGAUUUACAACGAGAUGGUUGAGAUGGGUGUUAGUGGUGAUAACGUCAUGGCUCAGUUGUUGAUGAGAGGUUGUUUGAGGGAACGGAGGCCUGUAGAGGCUGUGAGGAUUUUCAGGAGGAGUAGUAGAUACGGUUUGAUGUACAGUCUCGCUGUUCAAGCUGCUUGUAAGAUUCCUGAUUUGGGGAUGGCUUUGGGUUUGUUGGGAGAGAUGAGGGAGGAGUUGGGUGUUUGCGGGUCUCAUGAGACUGCUCCUUCAUUCAUCAGCCAUGCUCAGAUCCACCUUUGCUUCCUUAAUAGUCGCGUCAAUUUGCGGCGCACGUUACGUCUCUCUUACCCUGCGGCGCAUCUUAGCCGUUCCUCACGCUUCACAGCCACUUCCCCUUGCUCCUCCUCCCAUAAAGCUCCAACCUUUGUGAUACCCAUCUUCUCUUCCUCUUAUUCCUCUUCGUCGGAGAAACACCCACCAUCAUCGCCGCCCCUUACCCGAUCAGCAGCCCUCGUGGGACAAGACGACGCACCCAUCAACUCUUCUUCCAAAGUUCUUACAUUGCCCACCGUCCUAACCCUUGGUCGCGUCGCUGCCGUUCCCCUUCUCGUCUCCACCUUCUACGUUGAUGGAUGGUGGGGAACAACUGCGACCACAAGCAUCUUCGUUGCAGCUGCUGUUACAGACUGGCUUGACGGCUAUCUUGCACGCAAGAUGAAGUUAGGUUCUGCGUUUGGAGCGUUUUUGGAUCCUGUUGCAGAUAAGCUUAUGGUCGCAGCUACAUUGAUCUUACUCUGUACAAAGCCUAUCGACGUUGCUGUGUUAGGACCAGUUCCGUGGUUACUAACGGUACCGUCUAUUGCAAUCAUUGGUAGAGAGAUUACCAUGUCUGCGGUUAGAGAAUGGGCUGCAUCUCAAAAUGGAAAGCUAUUAGAGUGUCGGAUGGCUCGCAGCGUCUGGAGCUGGAUUGCUUUAUGUGUCUGCAGGACUAUCGGUUUGGUCUUUAGCCGUUUAUAUGAGGAAGAUUUGGAAAGUACUGCUGAAGUAGGUGGUAGUUUUUUUUAUCUAUAUCUGAUUUGUUUUGCUUUUAACAUCCAUUUUGGAUAUGGAGAGUGUCUCGGUCAUCGCCUGUACAGGGAGCACAAAACUAUGUAGAUGGUUUUGCUUUGUUCUGCUCUGUUUCUUUAUUUGUUGUCCUAACACAAUUUAAAGGAUAGGAAUGGUCUGGCUUAAAAGCCUAAUCAUGGUGUGUCUCAAGGAACAAUCAUAACAGAAAAUAAAGAUAAUACAUACCAA